AUGACACAAACACGAACACAAACGCACGGCACUUGCGACCCUAGGUUUCAAGAGGUACGCAAGCAACUUCAGGACAAUAUCGACAGUGGAGAAGAAGUCGGCGCCGCCAUUGCUGUCAACAUUGAUGGCAACGAUGUUGUAAACCUGUGGGGUGGCUACACGGACAAGGAACGCACCCAGCCAUGGACCAAAAACACCCUCGUCACCAUCUUCUCCUCCACCAAGACCGUCCUCAGUCUCGCCAUCCUCAUUCUCGUCGACCAAAAAGUCUUUUCGAUCAACGACAAGGUCUCGAAGCAUUGGCCUGAGUUCGCCGCCAAUGGUAAAGAAGAUAUCGAGAUCCGCCAUAUCCUCUCUCACACGUCGGGGGUCUCUGGCUGGGAUGCCGAUGGACCGCUCUCUUUCGAAGAAAUCUCUGACCUCGACGCAGCUGCAGCAAAGCUAGCUACGCAGGCACCGUGGUGGGAACCCGGCACAGCAUCUGGAUAUCACUCAUUCACGUUUGGCCAUCUACUAGCAGCCAUCGUCCGUCGCGCGACGGGUACAACGCUAAGAGAUUUCAUCAUGGAAGAGAUCGUGAAGCCACUGGGCGCAGACUUUCACUUUGGCGUUUCCGACAAAGAACUCCACCGGACGACGGAUGUUAUUUCCGCACCUAUGCCUCCCCUCGGUCCCGGCAUGGGUCCCCAGCCGGGUUCCAUCACGUUCAAGACCAUGAACCCCAUGCCCUUCCCCUCAGACUUCGCCAACGGUCCUACCUGGCGCCAGGGCGACAUCCUCGCCGGGAGCGGGCACGCCAAUGCCUACGCGCUCUCGCGAAUUCUCUCGAUCAUCAGUCUCGGCGGCAGCGUCGACGGCAAACGUUUCCUCUCACAAGACACCAUCAACCUCAUAUUUGAGCAACAAUCCAACGGGGUUGAUCUUGUUAUGGGCGUGCCUAUGCGUUUCGGUAUCGGAUUUGGCAUUACGGGCGAAGGUGGUACGGCGGUUGCUGAUUUCCUGCCUAACGGACGUAUAUGCUUCUGGGCAGGCCUCGGUGGAUCAUUCGUCGUUAUGGAUCUAGACAGGAAAAUCACCAUCGCAUAUGUGAUGAAUAAGCUGUCCAUGUCGGGUUUGGGAAACAACGCUGCGAAGUCUUACAUCAGGGCCAUUUAUAAGGCAUUAGAGGAGCAGUGA
Messenger RNA from Colletotrichum paranaense, 1176 nucleotides. RefSeq names its product beta-lactamase. Bases 1 to 1176 code for a protein of 391 amino acids. Lineage: Eukaryota; Fungi; Ascomycota; Sordariomycetes; Glomerellales; Glomerellaceae. The record is from RefSeq and is a predicted model, not a curated record. The transcript has a single exon.